This is a messenger RNA of Rhipicephalus microplus (southern cattle tick), 8129 nucleotides long. RefSeq names its product high-affinity choline transporter 1. Gene Ontology annotation, cellular component: plasma membrane. Gene Ontology annotation, biological process: choline transport; transmembrane transport; acetylcholine biosynthetic process. The record is from RefSeq and is a predicted model, not a curated record. NCBI's taxonomy places the organism in Eukaryota, Metazoa, Arthropoda, Arachnida, Ixodida, Ixodidae. Gene Ontology annotation, molecular function: choline:sodium symporter activity.
CGCCGACUCUUGAGAAAGCGACGAUCGACGUGCGGAGUUCCACCGACCAAGCGAGGCGCCAUGGCCAUCAACAUUGCGGGCGUGGUGUCCGUGGUGAUCUUCUACAUCCUCAUCUUAGUGGUCGGAAUCUGGGCCGGUCGCAAGAGCAAGAAGACCAGCAACGAACCCGGCGAUGCUGACGAGGUCAUGCUAGCCGGGAGAAACAUAGGCGUCUUCGUCGGAAUAUUCACCAUGACAGCCACUUGGGUUGGAGGAGGGUACAUAAACGGAACCGCCGAAGCUGUCUACAGCAACGGCAUCAUCUGGUGCCAAGCUCCCGUUGGCUACGCGAUGAGUUUAGUCGUGGGUGGCUACUUCUUCGCCAACAAAAUGCGAGCCGAAGGUUACGUGACCAUGUUAGACCCGUUUCAAGAGCUCUUCGGUGGCCGAAUGGGCGGCUUGCUAUUCAUCCCAGCGCUGUGCGGAGAAGUGUUCUGGUCCGCAGCGAUUCUGGCAGCGCUUGGUGCCACUGUGGGUGUGAUCAUCGACAUCGAUACUAACACGUCAAUCAUUGCAUCGGCGUGCAUAGCGCUCUUCUACACGUUCUUUGGAGGGCUUUACUCGGUGGCCUAUACGGAUGUCAUCCAGCUAUUCUGCAUAUUCAUUGGACUGUGGUUGUGCAUCCCAUUCUGCAUGCUCAACGAGUCAGUGGGUACGCUAACGUACCCGACGAAUGACUGGGUCGGUUCCUUGCAACCGAAGCACAUUGGACAAUACAUCGACUUUGGAUUGCUGCUCAUUCUCGGAGGAAUCCCAUGGCAGGUCUACUUUCAGCGGGUCCUUUCUUGCAAAACUGCCUUCAAGGCGCAGCUGCUUUCCUAUGUAGCUGCUUUCGGGUGUAUCAUCAUGGCUAUCCCUGCCAUGAUUAUGGGUGCUGUCGCCAAAGCUACAAGGUGGAACGAGACGGCAUUCACGGGUCCGCUGCCCCUGGACAAGGAGCACACAUCGCUGGUGCUGCCCAUGGUGCUGCAGUACCUGACUCCCGGCUUCGUCUCGUUCGUGGGGCUGGGUGCCGUGUCGGCUGCGGUCAUGUCCUCAUCGGACUCAUCCAUCCUCAGCGCAGCCUCCAUGUUUGCCAGAAACGUCUACAAGCUCAUCUUCAGGCAAAAUGCCUCCGAGCGGGAGGUCAUCUGGGUGAUGCGAGUCGCCAUACUGUUUGUUGGCGCCAUGGCCACCGCCAUGGCACUGACCGUCAAGUCCAUCUACGGUCUCUGGUACCUGUCCUCGGACCUCGUCUUCGUCAUCCUCUUUCCGCAGCUCGUCUGCGUUGUAUACAUAAAACACCACUGCAACACUUACGGAUCCCUCGGCGCCUACAUCAUCGGCCUACUCCUCCGCGGAUUAGGAGGGGAAGACAUCAUUGGUCUCCCAGCCGUUAUCAGGUACCCAUUCUACAACGAGGAGGACGGCCAGCUUUUUCCGUUCCGAACGCUUGCCAUGCUGACCAGCCUUGCGAGCAUCCUCAGCAUCUCGUCGCUAACGCGCUGGCUCUUCGAGAGCGGCAAAGUUCCGGCGCGGUUCGACGUGUUCCACUGCGUCGUCAACAUUCCGGAGGACAUCAUGAAGGUACAGGAGCCCCACGAGGGCGAGAUGACGGUGCUCAACGCGGGCGGCCUCGUCAAAAGCUACCAGACCGAGAUGAACGGCCGCGUCAACCCGGCGCUAAACCUGCACCCCGAGGAAGACGUCGAGGGGUUCCAGGUCAAGCCAUCCGCUGCCAUUGGAGGCGACCCGCUGUCUCCGUUUGGCGGCGGGCCGCUCUCCACCACUGUAGCGCAGCCGCCGCCGCCACCGCUGGGCGACAGGGGUGACGCGCUCUCAUCUGAAGACACUACCAAGCUCUAGGCUUGGCAGGGGUUCGGACGAGCCCCGGAGUCGCACGGGUCUUAUAGUUCGCCCCCGCUUCGGGCGGCUCCCCUGUCGCCCGGCCCUUCUCCUCUGUCCACUGGCGCGCGCGAGCCGGCCCCCCAAUCGCCACCCACGUUCCCCGUGUCUCGCCCGUGUUUCUCGUGUGUGUGCGUGCUUGUCCUGUCCGCGCCAUUUGGCCGUCUGGCGUAUACUGUGGUACGGAGCUGCCCUCAGUCGCUUCUCAGAUGGCGCUGGUGUAGCGAACGUGCGAGUAACGUCACAUAUUGUUGCGCUAGCAGUUCUCUCGCUGGAAAUGACGAAUUUUAGGGCACUCAUUGACAGUGAGAAGAUGCGUGGUAAAAAAGUUGUUGCUUAAAUAGCAGUUAGUAGGAACGAUGGGUAGGAACAUUGGAUAGGUAACGCAGCCGUGCUCUAGUGCAGGCAGAACUAUAGAAAAGACGACUUGGUGUUCAUCCGUUAGGUUGCCCUAAAUCACCAAGCUGUCCUCCUGAAGUGAGCGUAGUAUUCGAAGGGACACAAAACGAUGAUCAGUCUUGCGCUUCGUCAAUGAGCCAAAUGAAGUAAUUGCAGUAUAGGUAGCUCUCUGCUGAGAACGGCAAUGCUAAACUACGGUGAGUGUGUAUGGUCAUUCCAAGCAUUUAAAUGGAACGGCAUACUUCACGAGUGAACUUUAGUACGACCAACGCUGAGGCAUCCUGACAAAUCAAUCCGUAAGCUAACGGUAUGUUUACAAGUCUGUUAGCAGCAAACGUUAAGCGUUCACCUAAUGUUUUUACAAAGUACGUGCCAUUAUCCAGUGUUGCGAAAGAUCAUCGUGUAAAAACAGUAAUACUAUGCCCGUGACCGGGCCAUUGCAAGCGUGCUUUCUUUAAUCAAACAUUCGUCGUGCUCUCGACUUUUCAAAAAACACACUGUUAUGACUAAAAGCGUUAUGAUGACGCGAAAUUAGCGUAUGAUGCAAUCUUGCACAUAAGGCAAGCCUAAUUUUGUGCUUGCUUUUGUGUCCCAUUACACACUGUUUUAGUGACCGAGGGCUACAGCUAGCAAUUACAAGUGAGAGCGAAACCACUCUCGCUAAGACUUGUAAUUGAUGAGGUUAGGUGAUGUACAGCCUGCAGUCGCUGACUUCAGCCGAUAAGGUCUAUCGCACCAAAUACUUCGUUUCUCGCAGGAUUUAUUUCCUGUCUUUUGUUAGUUUAAUGCCACCUGGUUGGCGCCUGAAUGUUAUAUGCUCUACCAUCCGCAAAAUGUGCUCGCGCCAGAAACGGGAGUCACCAGCCCAAUUUACUUCCAGCGCUGAAGUCGGCUCGCUUAUUUUGGUAGCCGUAAUUACUAUGUGACAUGGUGAAAGGGGCCUAUUCGUGUUGAGUGUAAGUGCACGUCAACCUCAUUACAUAUUGUUACUUGGGUAACAAAAACAUAGUCGUGCGAGGAUAAAUGAGCAAAUCCUCUGUUUUCAUACUUGCAAAAUUUUGUAGUAUAUCACCUUUGGUGUAUUUCAGCUGCGCGCUAAAGGCCAAACGAAUGUGGCAAUGAGAACAUUAAUUCCGCGUCAUGUGGGUAAUUACUGCGCUAAGUGGAGUUUUCAUUUGCUUCCAAUUUGAUCGAAUCCGACUGCAUUAACGGGAAGCUAUACUUGAUGCUCGAUUUUAUGCAUGUUAUAACGCAUGGGAAGGGUGAGGCGCAUUUCAGGUUACAAGUAGAGUUUUCCCCCGUGUCUAUUUAUUGUUGUCUUCCCUUUACGCUGUUCUCUUCCACUCUGCUCGCAUCAAUUAGUUAUACCAGCUAACCCAACGUAGCCGGACGGUAUACUAUACCAACUCAGUUGCACGUGCAGCAGCACGGGACACAUUGCAGGUUGAGGAGGGCUAAAGGUGGGCCCCUUUCUUGUGUUUCAUAGCAUGCAGCCACUGAUGUCUAGCUCGUGUCCACACCUCGGGAGUCCAGGCGCCCAUUGUCUGAACCGUGUUGUAAUCGCCGAUAGGCAAAAUUAAUGCCGUAGUAGGCAGCGCUAUAAAAGCCGGGACAUUAACUAUGUCGACUGCUACUAUGAACGGUGGCCCUUUAGCACUCCCUAUGUCUGCAGUAGCUAGAUAUCGUUAUACCACAUAACUAUUGCCAUAUGGAAAGAUCUUUCUUCCUCUCUUCUUUUCUCCCGUGCAAGCGACGUGCACUACCGGCUCCUGCACACCCGGCGCGCAGCAGAGUGGCUUCUGUACUGCAGAGUAUUGACAUCUGCGAGACGCACCGCGAGGUGGCAGCGUCAAAGCAGACAUGUUGUGACAAUCACGUUAUACAGCGCGUCAGCAUAGAGGCGUCGGUAUUUUUUGGGAACGUUUAUCGCGGGGAAGCUAUACCCAAUACUUGUUGUGGUCGAUAACUCAAUGUUGUCAGCGCGAUGACAAUCAAGUUUAAAGUGCACUGUGAUCGUGGUACCCUUCUUUGGAGUGAUAUAUAGAUAUAUAUAUAUAUAUACAUACACAUGUUUCCUUUUGUCUUCGUUUGUCUUGUUCGGUGACAAUCAAUAAUCACGGGCGUGGUUUGAGCUACGUCCAAAAUGCCUGAUGGCACAGGGUCUGGACAAUCCUAUACUACACAGUAGCAAAGCAUUUACGAUGAACUGGGAGAACGUGUAGUCGUGAAAAGGCCGCUGCAUUUCGGCAGUCGAAAGCUGCACCACCUCCGUGGUACACGGCGAAACCUGGGAUGUUACACAACACUCGUGCAGUAGACUAAUAUGCCCUUUUUGGACCUUACUCUGGAAUUUAUUCUGCAUAGUCAGAAGUAGAAAGCGUCUACGACGCACAUCAAAUCAAAAGAGCGUAUGCGAGCCACCCCAUGCAGACGGAGCGCAAACUAAAAACUUUGGUGGCAUUUACGCAAAUUCCUGCAGUGCGCACGCUGUAUGCUUACGAAUUGCGAUCUGUCACGCGUCAGCCUAUUAAUUGAAAUAACGACUGGAAGAAGUAACAGUGGACAUCUUGGAUACUAAUAAAUGCUGAAUUAUGUCGCAAGCGUUGAUGUUCACUUUUCAGGUUCUGUCUAGGACAAUAGACAACACACGGGAGGUUUCAUACCCGCCGGAUUUCGACCGUUUGAGUUGAGGUCACGACAAACGCAUUUGCCUACUUUGUGAUGUUCGAGGAUCAAAAGAGUGCCACUCACUACUCGCCGCAAACAUUCAUGUUUUUUUUUAUUGUUGUGUCGUGGCAUGACAUUUCUGUGAAAUUGCCUAUUGUUUGCAUGCAUGCCCACCCUGUUUAGUUGUGUGAUUUCUUGAACAGUAAAUAGGAUUAUUACAGUCCUUAAAUAUAUUAUUUUGCACUUCGCAUUCAUCUUCGUACGCGAAACCAAAAACGUUCUAUUCAGCACACUGCCCUGUAGCGUGCUGUGUUCGGCUGUUUGAAUGUGUUAGUUGUACGAGCAAAACAAUGUGUUGCAGGUGCUGAGAGUAACUUAUAUAUAUGUACAUAUGUAUUAUUUACCGUCACUGCUUUUUGAACCUGUUAGAGACUUGAUUGCUGAGCAAUAUUUUCGCAUAUUCACAGAGCCCUCGUACUUAUACACUUUGUUCAAGGAUGCACUCGCCUGUAGCGGAAUCUUUUCUGGGACUGUGAGAAGGCAAGAAUGACGGUCCCCUCGUUGUUUCGAGACAAAACUUAUCUAGGCCGUAGCAGCUUAGGCGUUGGUUGAUGUUAAUGCUUGACGUAUCUAUAGGCGUAAUUUUACAAUUUUCCUUCAUCGGUGUAAGCCGUGCUCCGAUUGUAUUGUUAAUUCGUUGUGUCGCUGUAAGCCGUGUCAGGUGUUACCUGUUGUGAACCAACCUCUUUAGCUGUUGACAAUCAAGCCACAUCGUGUAUUAUACCAUCGCACCAAAGAAAAUCAAGACAUUGUGUGCAGCCAUGUUUUCAAGAUCCUUUAAGUGCAAUUACGUGUCCCUAUACGUAAGGCUGAAAAUCAAGUUGAAAGUGGCACGGGAUGGUUCGAGGUUAUACGCCCGUCUCUUGGUGCGAGUUUUCGCAAACAGUACGAACCACCGUCACUUCGUCGCGGUGCGAUGCUUAGCGCCGUUUUCCGGAAGCCUAAACCACCGUUUGUUGCAGUUCAGUAUAAAAUAAGCGGGAACACCGAUCAGUAGAAGGUUGUCCCAUCCGGCACGUGCUUUCCCGGGGCGAGAGUAAGUUACCGGGAUUUUUUUUUUUUUUGCCAUAUGUUGCCGCAAACUGUCCAAGAACAAUAUCUCCUGCAAACGUGAGCAGUGCCCUUACAGACGCUUAAAUAUAUUGCUCGAUACGUGAAAUAUAACCUAUAGUGUCAGCCUGCGGGUCACUCAAGUUCGCCAAUGUAUUUUGUUGGUGUUACUCUCACUGCUUUUAAAAAAAGACAAAGGAAACAUACGUAUACGUAUAAGUUUAUCAGACGCGAUUCGAAAGCUACCAGAAAGCCUUUCAAUCAGAAUAUGCGGCGACAUUCCUUUUUUUUUUGUUCACUUAAUAAGGGCAAAUGUCAUUUGUACAUGCUUAUAUGUUCACGCGUCAACCCCGCACCUUAAAAGCCUACUAAUCGAUUCGUACAGAAAAGCCACAUUCUAGCAGCGUCUCGACGCGAUUAUGUUAAGGCCUAUCACAUGCAGCAACAGUGCAGUUGGUUAGAAAGACUUUUUGGAAAGUCCAUGCGAGCAGUUACUUGCAGGGAAAUUUCACUGCUCCGUUGUCCAACGCCAUAGCGUUCACGGGAAAACCCAGCUGUUACAGGGCCGAAUCCUUACGAUCACAGUUAACGAAACGCCAGUAUGAAUAAUCACACCGAUGUACACGGCUCUUCAUGGUGAUUUUGGGGCUUUAGCUUAAGUUUCCCAGCUGAAAUAAUUUAACACGAAUUGUAAUGCAAUGUUAGAUUCCCAAUAUAGGAGCUAUGCUGCCACUGCGCGCGUUUACCGCUGGCCAGGACGACGCGUAGUCCCUGCGUACAAGAUCUUGCGUGUACAUUAAACUGUCACAUACUAUGCAGUAAUGUAUACGCGCAUGUGUUACUCGCAUAAGACUACAAGAAUAACUUAUGCAGUUUCGCUCAUGGCGGAUGCUGUGUGGUUCUAUCCUCAAUUUGUAUAUUUUGUUAGCAUCGCCUGUUACUCGUGCUAUGAACACAUUGCUAUUUUAUUGUCGUUUCUGACGAAAAUAGAAAACACGUACAUGACUAACGAAUUACCAAAGAGUGAGCUCUUCUUUUUCUUUUUGCAACAAACUUACAACGUCUCAAUAUUUUGUAGGAGAAAACGUGUGAUGGUAGAACCAUCACCUUUAUCGCUUUUGCUUUUUUCUGCUCCAUACAGCCAAAAUAUCUAGUCCACUUUAAGAAUGCAUCUCAUUUGACGCUAAUCACAUAACCAGAAUACAAUAUACAUCAAUACAUGCCAUUAUAACGCAUUAGAUAAAUAUGUAUAGGUUCCUAAUUAAACGCUCAAGUGCAAAAUAAACUAUUAGGUAAACGCGGACCGUUAUAUCUAGACUAUGCGGCACUGCGAAAACUCGACCGGGUGGAAAUGGACACGUUUGCCUAAAUCAAAGGUCACAAGGUUUUGCUUCAAGUGAACAGUAUUGUUUUUUUUUCUUUUCACCAACAAUUUUGCAAGAACAACUUUCUCCGUAAAAGCAGUGUUUAUCUUGGCGAAUAAAAUAGGACGUGCUAGGCAGUUGCAGGAUUAAUCUGUUACCCUUUAAAAACGCUCCUUUGUUCUUUCGUUCCCGCACGUUGAUUUAUCUUUCGACAAAGAGCUUGAAUCUUGUGCGAUUCCUUGCAUUAACCCUUGUGUAACGUUCGUCGCUUCAUGAUGGCGCCGUGUAUCUGUGCGUAUCUUGCACAGAUACGCGGUGGCCGAUGUGGACGAGCACAGCAAUGUGCUAAACUUUUAGCUGCUAGAAAAAGAAAUGAAGAUAUUUCACGGGGACAAACCAUAACUUGUCUUGGACCUUACUAGGGCAAGGAGAGCACAAUGUGCGUCUGUUAACGAAAUGCAUAGACAGCAAUAUCAAUCAACCUUGACAAUCAUGUAUUAGAUGUGUGUGCGUGUGUGUGCGUGUAAGUGUUAUUCAGAUAAUGUGAUAGUAAUGUUUCAUCGUGCAAAGGGUCAACUUACGGAACCGUUGAAGAAUGCCAUGAGCAUCCGACGAAAGGUGCAACAAGAUAAACAAUAAAGGAAGGUGUAUUAGUGUGUGAUAUGA